UUGUGAAACCCAGUCUUAUCCCAUAUAGGUGAAAGGUGGAUUCUUGGAUGUGGGUUUUUUGACACUCGUGCACCUGUAUGUCAACGAUCCAGCGAAUAUUUGGAGGAUUCAUAGCUGCGAUGCUGAAAAGUACUGCGACAAGCAACACUAGUAGCGGCAGUAUAGUAUACUCAUACACCACAGCUGUUUUAACUUGUUAGCAGAUGAUUAUUGGAUUGAUUGAAAGAGACAAGAAAGACAUGAAGAAUUAAUUAGGAAUAAUGAUUCACGGGUGAUUGUAUAUGAGAAAUAGGAAUGGAUUGGCAUCGGAUCAUCUUUGCGUUCCUAAUCACUCUUCUGAUACAUUACAGUAAUCACAUGGUCAUAACAGAUUUACAACUGGUUGGAGGUCCAUCAUCUAAUAAAGGUACCGUAGAGGUCAAACGAGAUGGCGAUGCUUGGGAGACGACUUGUGGAAUAAAUCUUGACUUCGAUGAUGUCAUCGUUAUUUGCAGACAGUUAGGAUUCACUGGAGCUAGUUUAGCAAUGCAGACUACGCCUUAUGGACAGAAUUCAACUCCUUAUAUUGGAUUUAAUUGUAACGGAAGCGAAGGAAACAUUGCAGCAUGUCCUACAUUCUCAAAUGCAUCGGGGUGUUCCCCAGCCGGAGCAGCAUCUUGUCAUGGUGAGAGAUAUCUGGGAUGUUUUAAAGAUGAUUCGGAUGACAGAGUGUUAUCUAGCACCUUCGUCUUUAAUAGUCCAUCGAUGAAUAUUUCAUAUUGCAUUCUGCUCUGUCAAGGGUUUACCACAGCCAACUAUGUAUACGCUGGUGUUGAAAGUGGAAAUGAAUGUUCCUGUGGAGUAGCCAGUGAUAACUAUGCAAGACAUGGAGUGGGAGUUGAUUCGAACUGUUCUCUUCCAUGUCAUGGAGACCCAACUGAGAGCUGUGGUGGUACUGGAUACAUAGCUGUCUUUAGAAUAUCAGCCGCCAUGACAAUGAACACACCGACUACGGUAGUGGCCACUUCACCACUUACGACGACAUCCAUUGUACCUUCCACUAACCAGGAAGUUAUAACAAACGGUGGUAGAAUUUCAACACCCUCAUCACCAUCACCAUCAUCAUCAUCAAGAUCAACAUCAUCAUCAUCAUCAUUAUCAUCAUCGUCACCACCACGAUCAUCAUCAUCAUCAUCACCUACGGAACCUCAAAGACAAUCCAAUCUUCCUACGACAGGAAAUAGCACAGUCUUGUAUGCAGGGAUUGGUGGAGGUGUGGCUACUGUUGUGAUCAUCGCCAUCAUAGUCUUCGUCGCCAUCGUUUGUUUCACAAAGAGGUCACAACAGAGAAUAAAAGGUAUCGCCUCUUCACAAGGGGCGACUUUGACUCAAGCCAGCAGGCCUCCAGAAUAUGAAGAAAUAAAUGACUUCGGUAUCCCCAACGGUGUAAUGGCAGAGUCACCGUCCGCCAGAGGCUUCCAACCUGGGGCACAAGCACACAACGCGAAGUUUUCUAGAGGAGACAAGAACGUUCUCCUUGUAAAUCUAAAUCCCAAUAAAUCAUCGAAUAUAUAUGAGGGGACAAUGGAUGAAACCCCAGACUCUGAACUGACGCCAUAUACUUCACGUGGGACCACUGACAUCCUGCAGAAAAGUAACGAACGAUUAAGCGUCCUUUACGCCAUGCCUGACAAGAACAGAAACGGAGCACAGGACGGCUACGACGAAAUUAAUCUCGGAAUUGCACCCUAUUCUUCUUUUGAAAAUUCUGAGCAGCCAACCGCCUCGGCGAAGAUGGCCGACAGAAUGAGUGUCGUUUACGCCGCACCCGAUAAGAACCGAGAUCGAAACGGCACCUGGGAAGAUAUGGACAGUCUGUGUGCUAUGCCAGAUAAGAAUGGAAACCGGAACCCUUCGGAUGAUACUUCGGAAGAUGUCGGCAGUUUGUACGCGAUGCCUGAUAAAUCCCGAGGAAAGCCAGAUGGAUGUGAUGGCGACCAGGAUCCAUACGCAAAAUAUAAUGAUUCAUUUUCUGGUGAUCAAUAUAAUGAAAUGGAGAUGGUUGAAAAUGAACUUUAUACUAUGUAAGAGGUGUCAGUUUGAAGUAGCAGUAAACAUGGUAAGUAAAUGGGUAUUUUUUUCAGUUUUAUUUGAAAUGUCAUAAAAUGUCAUUAUUAAAUCAUUCCGUAAUUACAAUUUCGUACACAAACAUCCACACAUCUUAUUUUUAUGCCCUUUACACUAUCAUGUCCAUUCAAUUAAUGCGUUCCUUCAAGACAUACUGCGGAGAUGUGGAUGUGUCGUAUUGGAAAUUAUGUGCAAAUUAAAAUAUAUUCAUCAUCAUACAAGAAUUUAAUGCUUAACGGAAAUGAAUUCAUCUUAAAAGCUAUGCCACCUUUAUUAUUUGCUGACAUAGCGAUAAAUUAUCUUUGAUUUUCUUACCAACAUAUGGAUAAUUUCACCUUCAUGAUAAUUACAAUAAUUAAUCACCUAAUGUAUUUGACAAAGUAUAACAACCAAAACUACGGCAAAGAAUGAAAAUAAUGAUAGAGAUACAGGGGUCCAUUGACUACAUUUUUAAAAAUAGUAAUCAUGACAAAUUAAUAACCACUUUUGAAAACUGUAGAAAAUCUGGAACCAUGAUAUCUUAUGUUAGCUCGCUGAAAUACGAAAAUGUGUUGAACGGUGAAUGCAGUGAACUGAUGAUUUUGAUAUGCCAAAUGUCAAAGCUGAUUGUACUGGAUCAAUUAUCUGAUUGUGCAGUAGAUUUAUGUAACUAUGCGAUAUUACAGAAAAACAUAGCAGAUGCAAAAUAAACUUAAUAGUGUU
Molecule: messenger RNA, 2808 nt
Organism: Lytechinus variegatus (green sea urchin)
Lineage: Eukaryota; Metazoa; Echinodermata; Echinoidea; Temnopleuroida; Toxopneustidae
Exons: 10
Coding region: 295-2067 (590 amino acids)
Cellular component (GO): plasma membrane
Source: RefSeq, a predicted model, not a curated record